Molecule: messenger RNA, 5685 nt
Organism: Python bivittatus (Burmese python)
Lineage: Eukaryota; Metazoa; Chordata; Lepidosauria; Squamata; Pythonidae
Gene: ADRA2A
Product: adrenoceptor alpha 2A
Biological process (GO): G protein-coupled receptor signaling pathway
Cellular component (GO): plasma membrane
Molecular function (GO): alpha2-adrenergic receptor activity; epinephrine binding
Source: RefSeq, a predicted model, not a curated record
GUGAACCAGGAGCCCGGAAGGCUGAGCUUGAGCGGAGAGCGCUACCUUCUUGGAGGAGGCGAAUUUGUAUACCGGCCGCGGCAAGAGCAGCGACGCCUGGUUGGCAGCGUGCGGCGGGGACCCUCCGCGAGGCUGGCUCGUGUUUUCCCCCGCGCCUCAGGAAUAACAGCGCCAUUGUCGCCCCCAUGCCGGCUCUGCUCCGCUGGGAGAAACGGGGCUCCCUCUCCGCCGGCUGCCUCCCGGGGAGGUCCCGUCUUCUUCUCCUUUCCGCUCGCGGGGAGAAGGUAAGAAGCAACUUUUGACUCCCGCUCCGUCUGCUGCGAAUGGCCUCUUGAGGGGUCCCUCCCGCCUCGGCUGGACUUUUUAGGAAAUCUGGGGAGCCAAGGAAGGAAGGAAGGAAGGAGAGACCAGGUCGCCCCGCGGGUCUGCUAUGACUGAAACGGAGGCGGGGGGCCUUAUGGAAGCUGAGCGAAGCCGCUUCUCCUGCUCCUGAUCGGAAUCGAGCGUUUCUGUGGCUUCCGGUGCCUGCAGGAAGGAUCAGCCCCGCUGGAAACAGGUGCGGGAUCUCCUCUUCUUCGCAGGGUGUGUCUUAAGGUCAGUCGAUGAUCAAGCUGCGUUAAUGUUUAAGCUGAAGUGCCCGUACCCAGAACAAGGGGAAUUCGCUUCCCUGGCCCACGUGCCCUCUUUUCAGCUGGAGAACAGCUACCUACAGCACAUGGAUGGCAAUGGGAGCUUGAAUGGAAGUGAUGGCGGGCAGAAAGAGGGCCUUCCUUACCCCUUGCCCACUACCUUAGCCCUCAUCUUCCUGGCCACGCUGCUCAUGCUCGUCACCAUCUUUGGCAACGUAUUAGUCAUCAUUGCUGUCUUCACCAGCCGGGUGCUCAAGGCCCCUCAGAACCUCUUUUUGGUUUCCUUGGCCUCAGCAGACAUCCUGGUGGCAACCCUGGUCAUCCCCUUUUCUCUUGCCAAUGAGGUAAUGGCCCAAUGGUAUUUUGGCAAGGUAUGGUGUGAAAUCUACCUGGCUUUGGAUGUACUCUUCUGCACCUCUUCCAUUGUGCAUCUCUGUGCCAUCAGCUUGGAUCGCUACUGGUCCAUUACACAGGCCAUUGAGUACAACCUCAAGCGCACGCCACGCCGCAUCAAAAGCAUCAUCUUCCUGGUUUGGGUCAUCUCAGCUGUCAUCUCUUUCCCACCACUCAUCUCCAUUAUGAAGCAGGGUGAACCUGAGAGUCAGCACCAUGAACAAGCAGAGUUGAAACCUGAGAACAAGUUGCCCAGCUGCAGUAUCAACAAAGAGACCUGGUACAUCAUCUCUUCCAGCAUUGGCUCCUUCUUUGCUCCCUGCCUUAUCAUGAUCCUGGUCUAUGUCCGCAUCUACCAGAUUGCAAAAAGGAGGACUCGUGUGCCUCCCAACAAGCGAAGGGAGACCAUGGAGAGGAGACAGAAUGGGUUGGCUGACAAAGAGGACAUGCCUGCAAUAACCAAGCUCAAUGGGGAGAAGACAGUGUUGGCAGGAGGAAGCCAGGAAGCAGAAGUCAACGGUAUAGACCUGGAGGACACUUCUUCUUCAGAGCACAAUGAGACUCCUCAGCCUAGGAAAGCAGAGAGGCUACCCAGAAAUAAGGGCAAAGCCAAACUCUGCCAGAUUAAGCCUGGGGACAAUUUGCCUAGUCGAGUAGAAGAGGAUAGGAAUGCCAAAGCUUCGCGAUGGAGGGGCAGACAGAACCGAGAGAAGCGCUUCACCUUCGUGCUUGCAGUAGUGAUUGGAGUUUUUGUUAUCUGCUGGUUUCCUUUCUUCUUCACUUACACAUUGACUGCUGUUUGUAAGAGCUGCCAUGUUCCUGAUACCCUCUUCAAAUUCUUCUUCUGGUUUGGUUAUUGCAAUAGUUCUCUGAAUCCUGUCAUUUACACUAUCUUCAACCAUGACUUUAGGAGGUCCUUUAAAAAGAUUCUCUGCAGAAUAGACCGGAAAAGAAUUGGGUGAAGCGGGGAUCUGUUUGCAAGGCAAGUCUUAGGUUCAGUUCUGGCUGGAUAUUGGAAGUGGGUGGCACCUUGUCUGAUUACUGAGUGUUGACUCUUCAAAGGCUUCAGGUGAGAUAAAAUGAUUAAAAUAUUAGUGCACAACCAGAACCCAAGUGGAUAUGUGCCCAGGGAUGGAUCAAAAGACUUAUUUUUAGUGUGUUCUUUCUAUAUAUUUCAGCACAUUGAAAUGAACAAAUGAGGGUGGGAAAGGGAAAUGUAAGUCAUAUCUUUCAGAAGCACUUUCUUUCUAUUUUCCCCUCUAAUGUCCCUGACGUUGUUACGGUACUGCAUCUUUGAGAUCUGUGCAUCUUUAACUUUUGUAGGAGAAAUCAGCUUUAAACUGUUUUAAAUAUUUCCUGAGGACAUUUAUUCUAUAUGAAAAAUAAAACAAAGAUAACACAUUUGAGUGGACCCCUGCUGCCAUCUCAUCAAUUUAAAAAUAUUAUAGUAUUAAAUUCCAAAAUUUCCAAUAUCGUUCUGGAUAUUGGGAUAUAACAACUGGUAACAUAAGCUUUGACACAAUGGCCAGUGUUCUAUUGUACUCACUAUCUGUAUUUGUUUUUCAAAAAAUCAUGUUUGUUGUCUUUUUUAAUGCAGUAUUGUUAAAAGGCUAUAUCUCUUAUUUUGUAUCAAUUGAGGGAAUCAAAUAUGAAGGAUUUCAUAUUUAGGAAAGGAGCUGUCAAAAAAGACCAUGAGCUCCUUUCUAAGACUUCAAAGGGUUAAGAUAAAGCAUUCCUUCUUUGUGAUCCUUGCACUGAUAUAUGUUCAGUGCUAACUUCCUUCCUUCUGUAGCUGUAAAUAGAUACCAUAGAUGAAACCGUUUGGUUUUACUUUACAGUGUUAUUUGAUUUACACUGAUUUUUUAUCUUUUCAUUUGUGCUAGCUCUCCUGUGAAACUCUUUUCAUGUACAAGUUCAUUUUUACCUAAUAUAAAACUAUACAAAUCUCUCAUUUUAUUCUUCCAACUUGAAAAUUGGACUAUAGAACUCUUUUGGUUGGUCAUAAAGUGAAUGUUAUACAUGGGUAUAAAGAAGAAAGAAUGAAUGGUAUAGUUGUAACAUGUAAACAUUCAUGGUGGCAUAGGACAAAAAUACCUUUGUUAACUAUCUUCCUUGUUUGUUUUCCCAGAAACAUCUAUUGCAAAUUAACUUUCUCAUCCCAUCAAAUAAAUAUACUGAAUAUUAUUAAAAGGGAAGGUAUUUUAUCAUCAUUUUAACAUCAGAAUUUUGUUUUCAGUAUUAUGACAGCAUUUUCAUUUAAAUUAACAAUCUGAUCCGAGUACUUUGUAGAGGAUGGUGCUGGAAAAGCUCCUCCUUUUAAAGCUGUGAAGUUGAUACAUUCUUGCUUUAUGGCCAAGUUUUUAUUUGGAUGAUAGGGCCUUUUUUUUUUUAAAUACCACCCUACCCUGUAGAACACCAUGGAUGCCCCUAUCUUCAGACUUGUAUGCCUUCAGUUUAUAAGGAUACAUAUCCAAUCUCUUAAAUAAAAAAAUAUGAAUUUUACACUCCUGUUCAGUCUAGCAAAACUAGAGUGCUAAUAGAGGAAAAAGGACAUAACUCAUUAGCAACAAAAAUGUUACUUGUCUAAAAGCUCAUUUUUUUAAAAAAAGUUGAAGAGCUCAUUACAAAUGUUUGCAUAAAGUGUUUUUAACCCAGACUUUACAAUUUCUUUCUUUUUUUUAAGACCCAUUUUCCAAUGCAAGGAAAUUCCUAUUCUUUAUAUGGAGUUGUUUCUAAAAUGCGCAUUAGUAUCCAAGGGCUCAAACAAUGGGGUGUGAUGGGGACAUGGGAAUGAAUACACCAGCACACAGUCAAAAAUAAUGCUGCCGUUAUAAGUCUGUUGCAAAGGUAUUGCAGUUUAGCAGUAUUGAGACCAGUCCUUAUAUAUGAAUCAGGCUGCUGGGUCAAUAUUCAGUUUUUCCUUGCAUUCAAUUUAAAAUGAGAGAGCACUCUGUCACUUUUUCCCUGUUGCAGUAAAACAAGAUAAUAAAUAAAUGUGAAAAACCUGUGUGACUUCCCCUAUUUGUUAUAAUUAACAUUUGAAAUGUCGGAAUCUUUAUAUCCACUGCUUAUCAGAAAAUCAAGAGAAAUAGAUAAAAGUUUUACUUUUUGAUGGAGGCAAUCUGUCUGCAUGUGUUGUAUCUUGUAUGUCCCCAGUUUUAUGUUUUUCUGCAGUAUUUGGACUGACACUUCCAGAGUUGGUCAUGGAAGCUGGGAGUUCCAGGAGAGAUAAUCUAACACAUUUGGGGACACCAGUGUGGGGAAGGCUGCUGUAUCUCUAAUGCCUUGAAGGAGCAGAACAAGAGAUUUCAGUUAGAGACACAUUAUGUCACCAUAGCCCAUUUAUGUGGCUUUUCAGCCUGACAGAUUGGCCCUAUGGUUUGUGACAAGGAAUUGAACUGCUAAACUAGCUUAUGCAGUAAUUAGGUUUCAGUGAUCCAAAGCAAUUCAUUUACAUAGGAAAUUGUGUAUCAUGUUUUCCAGACCAUAAUACCUUUCCAAUGGUCUCCCCAUAAUAGGAAGGAGAAUCUUUUGAAAUGGCUUCCUUAUGAUAUGAAAAGAAUAGCUUAAAGCUCAGGCCAGAGGGCGAGGCCAGAAUCAAUGGAUUAAAACUAUAAGGAACUAGGUUCAGGUUUGAUGUCAGGAGGAACUUCCUCAUUAUAUGAGCAGUCAACCAGUGGAGUAAAAUGCCACAGAAAGUGGUAAGAUGUAGGGGAUAAAUAGGAUGGCCUUGAAGGGCAAAAUGAAGUUCCUCAGAUAAAUGAAACCUGAGCCCAGGCUAAGAAAGUAAUUUGAGAAGAUGCCUCAGACAGUCCCCCACCCCAGCUAUUUCUCAUCAAGAUAAAAGAGGGAGGUAGCACAUUCAGACUUGAAACAUUCUGUUUCUAUAGCUAUUCUAAUAAAAGUAGUUUAGAUCUACACGGUGUCUGCUUCUUAGUCUGUUCUACCUGACAGGGCUGACAUCAGUUCUUCUUUGCCAAAAGUCUUCAAAUGGGUUGGAUGGUGUUCUGUCAGAGAUGUUCUAGUGGAUCAUGUACUCAGCAGAGUGUUGGAUUAGGUGACCUGCUUAGAUGACUCUUUGAACACUUGAGGUUUUAUGAUAAUGCACAAAUCCAGAGAAAAUGAAAUACAGUUAAAUCUUAUUUAGCCAGCAUUGUCAAUGAAAUUCCUUGUUCACAUACUGAGCUCUCAGGCAGAAAAACUGCUUCUCUACUGCCAGCACUGGAGUGACUCUUUCACUCAGAUAGAUGGUUUCUUUUUCUUUUUCUUUUUUGAAAUGAAUGAGAUUGGCUGUCUCUAGCAACUCAGCAGAGAGAAAACCAGAGAGCCUUCUUAUUGUCUGAAAAGUGACUUAAGGUGGAAUAAACUGUAAAUUUUAGCCAAUUGCUCUGGAAUAGCACAAAGGAAAAAUUAAUUGGCUUUGCAAAAACAUCUUGGCUUGAGAAAUGUGGGCUGAAUAUUUUUAGGGUUCCGGUAUUAAAUGUACUGUAUGAAACAAGCAAACAAAUGCCUUACAAUGGAAAAAUAAAAUGGUUCCUGGAAUGUCUUUCUAAAUCAAAGUUGUAUCUGAUAUAACAACCCCUGAAUACCAUGCCAUUUGACCUUUUUAAGAAAAUGUAACAUGUAUACAGAAAUAGCCAUAAUGGAUUUUUAAAUAAAUGAA